Molecule: messenger RNA, 907 nt
Organism: Rosa rugosa (rugosa rose)
Lineage: Eukaryota; Viridiplantae; Streptophyta; Magnoliopsida; Rosales; Rosaceae
Product: G-type lectin S-receptor-like serine/threonine-protein kinase SD1-29
Exons: 1
Coding region: 65-907 (280 amino acids)
Biological process (GO): recognition of pollen
Source: RefSeq, a predicted model, not a curated record
UUCAACUUUCCUUCGUUUCUUGCAGUAUCUGAUUGUCUUUGUCUUUACAUGCAACAUCUUGGGAAUGGGAGUGCAAAUGGGUAGUGGAGCUGAGAGCUUUAGCAUUUUAAAUUUUCUCAUGUUCUUCUUAUUCAUUUUCAGCUUGCUUUCGUCGAAUUUUCAUUGUGCUGAAGUUUAUAACAUAACUCCUUCCCAUCCAUUAGCACAUGGACAAACUCUUGUCUCCUCUGGCUUCAUUUUCGAAUUGGGUUUCUUCAGUCCCAAUGGUUCUGCUAAUAAGUAUGUGGGGUUAUGGCACAAGAAUGUACUUCCGCGUAAAGUAAUGUGGGUGGCAAACAGAGAAAAUCCUCUUGCAGUUGCAGACAACUUGGCUACUUUGAGAGUUGGCAGCAAUGGGAAUCUGGAUCUUGUAGAUGGGAAGCAGAUAUCUGUCUGGUCAACCAAUACUACAUUUCAGGUGCCAUCAUCUACUACUAGUUCAGUCAUUGCAUCUCUUUUAGACAAUGGAAACUUCGUUGUCGAAUAUAAUGGCUAUCAAUUGUGGCAGAGUUUUGAUUACCCUGCUGACACAAUCCUAAAAGACCAGCUGCUGGGCUUUGAUAGCAAAUCUGGAAGAAAGAAUGUCAUGACUUCCUGGAAAAGUGAAAGUGAUCCAUCAACUGGGAAGUAUUCGGUAGGACUGACACCUGAGACACCACCACAAGUGUUCAUUUGGAUCAAUGGAUCAAUUCCCUAUUGGAGGAGUGGGCCUUGGGAUAGAUCAAAGUUCAUUGGCAUACCAGAUAUGGAUGAUCGAUAUGGAAGUGGAUUUAGUCUAUAUGAGAAUUUAACAGCAAAGUACUUCUCUUAUAGUUUUUCUGACAGUACUCUCGCAUAUUUCGACAUCUCUUCAGAAGUGUUAGUAUAA